Messenger RNA from Alligator mississippiensis (American alligator), 162 nucleotides. The record is from the annotation of a RefSeq genome assembly. NCBI's taxonomy places the organism in Eukaryota, Metazoa, Chordata, Crocodylia, Alligatoridae.
AUGCCACAACUAAACCCAGAACCUUGACUAACAACCUUCCUAAUCGUUUGAAUCUCCCUUAUUGUUAUUCUCCAACCCAAAAUCGCCUCACUCAUACUCACAAGCAGCCCAACCCCUUACAAAGCCAUAACUAUUAAAACAUGACCCUGACCUUGAACAUAA